AUGAAGUUCCCCAAGCAGCAUGGGCUGGGACGGUGGCACCCAGAGACUGAACUCAUCCUUGGUCCCCGGUACGGCACAACUUCCUCUCCACCUGCUGUCACCGCCUCAGCCUUGCCUGCCCUGAUCUGGACCCACGGCUAUUCAGGAAGCAUGAGGGCCCACUGGGAGACAGCUGAGUACCUCGCCAGGACCGGGUGGAGUUUCUGGCAGCUAGGGCUCUCCAAGGCCCUUGGCCCACUGCAAGCUGCCUGGGUCACCUUCUCUCAGCCUGUCCCAACCAGCUGUGGCCAGCUGCUGACCCAGCUCCUCCUGUGCGGUUCCCUGGCUGUCGCCACUGCAGGUCUGAUGCACCACUGGCUGGUGUCCUCGCUGCUUUAUCUCCCCGGACCCUCAGCCACGGUGGCCAUUGUGUGUGGCCUCCUGGUCUUCCUGGUGCUCGGCUUGGUGCCCCCCGCCCGCUGUCUGUUUGCACUCAGCAUCCCCAGCCUGGGCACGGAGCAGGGCCGCCGCCUGCUCCUGUCCUGGAGUGCUGCCACCCUGGGCGCCGCCGUGGUGCCCAACGUCUUGGCCAACGUGGGCGCUGCCGGGCAGGUGCUGAGAUGUGUCACAGAGGGCUCCCUGGAAAGUCUGCUCAACACCACUCAGCAGCUGCACGCGGCGUCCACGGCCUUGGGCCCCACGGGCCAAGCGGGCAGCCGGGCCUUGACGCUGCAGGCCCCGGGCAACGGUUCUGCGUUCCGGCUCCACGUGCUCAGGGCCACUCAGCAGGUGCUGGAGGACUUCUCUGACCUGGAGUCCCUGGCCCAGGGGGCAGUGCUCGGGACCCAGCAGGUGGUCACAGGGCUCUUUACGCUGGGCCUCCUGGUGGACUCAGGCCGGUACCUCCAUCACUACCUGACUGACCUGCAGUUUGACAAUAUCUACGCCACACGGCAGCUGCUUUGGCAGCUGGAAGAGGCCCAGGCCAUGCACCUGGUGGCCUCCCCGCCAGCCUGGCUGCUCUGGGCAGCCCGGCCGAAGCUGUCCCCGGGGGAGCUGCUGUGUUGUCUCCUGAGGCUAGGGCUGCUCAUCCUGCUCCUGAUGGCCACAGCUGUGACGGUGGCCACAGACCACGUGGCCUUUCUCCUGGCUCAGGCCGCCGUGGACUGGGCCCAGAAGCUGCCCACAGUGCCCAUCACGCUCACGGUCAAGUACGAUGCCACAUACACGGUCCUGGGCUUCGUCCCCUUCCUCUUCAACCAGCCCCCUCCGGAGAGCCCCUUCCUCUCCACUCACAACUCCUUGCAGUGGGAGCUCCGCUUCACCUCCCCGGGCUGCCCGCUGCUGCCCGCCCAGCGCCCCCGCACCGCCGCCCCCCUGGUGGCCGGGGCCCUGCAGCUGGCGGCUUGUGCCACCGUCCUGCUGGAGACCUACGCCCGGCGCCUGCGGCACACCAUCGCCGCUUCCUUCUUCUCUGCCCAGGAGGCCAGGAGGGUCCGCCACCUUCACGCCCGGCUCCAGCGCAGAUACGACAGGCACAGAGGCCAGCGGCCGCCCGCGGGGACGCCCUCCUGUCCCGACCCCCGGGCUUGCCAGCACCCACCCAGCACGGAUAGCCAGGCCUACCGCGUGCUGGACGCUGCGAAGAACAGAGGGCACGAGGGCCGAGGGGAAGGCGCCUGGGAGCCCACAGACCUUGGUCUUCCUGCUGCUUGCUGUGUGACCUUGGGUAGAUUGCUUCACCUCUCUGAGCCUCAGUUUCCACAACUGCAUAAUAAUAACCCAUGUGACCUACUUUCCACCUGGGGAUGUGGGAGGGAAGGAAUUCGAUAUUGGGCAUAA
Messenger RNA from Nyctereutes procyonoides (raccoon dog), 1821 nucleotides. RefSeq names its product osteoclast stimulatory transmembrane protein (gene OCSTAMP). Gene Ontology annotation, cellular component: membrane. The record is from RefSeq and is a predicted model, not a curated record. Lineage: Eukaryota; Metazoa; Chordata; Mammalia; Carnivora; Canidae.